Molecule: messenger RNA, 7484 nt
Organism: Neoarius graeffei (lesser salmon catfish)
Lineage: Eukaryota; Metazoa; Chordata; Actinopteri; Siluriformes; Ariidae
Gene: zswim6
Product: zinc finger, SWIM-type containing 6
Exons: 14
Coding region: 78-3494 (1138 amino acids)
Cellular component (GO): Cul2-RING ubiquitin ligase complex
Molecular function (GO): zinc ion binding
Source: RefSeq, a predicted model, not a curated record
UUUUUUUCCCCCUUCCUUAUUCCCCGUUUAUAUGGCACAGCGACUUCCGCUCUUACCGUUAAAGCGGAGUGGAGAUCAUGGCGGAGCGCGUGCAGCAGCCCCCAGCGAAACGGUUCUGCUGCCGACCCGGUUAUAGCGCAGCGUGUCGACAGGGGCUGCGGGUCGGCGGAGCAGUAUGCGGCACUUCGGCUUCAGCGAGUCAGACAGGAUCGGGCAAGACCCCGGAAUCGCUCUUGGACAUUGCGGCGCGUAAAGUGGCAGAAAAAUGGCCCUUCCAGAGGGUAGAGGAGCGCUUCGAGCGGAUCCCAGAGCCCGUUCAGAGGAGGAUCGUGUACUGGUCUUUCCCGAGGAGCGAACGGGAAAUCUGCAUGUAUUCCUCGUUCAAUACCGGCGGCGAGGAGAGCGCGGCAGCGGCGGCGGCAGCGGCGGCGGCCGGGGAAGGAAGCGAUGAGACGCGGCUGCCUUUCCGUCGCGGUGUCGCGCUGCUCGAGAGCGGCUGCGUAGACAACGUUCUCCAAGUCGGUUUUCAUCUCAGCGGCACGGUGACGGAACCAGCCACGCCGUCCGAACCCGAGAUGGUGUGCAGCGUGGCCAUCAGCUUCGACCGCUGCAAGAUCACGUCAGUGACGUGCAGCUGCGGCAACAAGGACAUUUUUUACUGCGCUCACGUGGUAGCGUUAUCGCUGUACCGCGUGCGGCGGCCCGAGCAGGUCAAACUACACCUGCCCAUCUCCGAGACGCUCUUCCAGAUGAACCGCGAUCAGCUCCAGAAGUUUGUCCAGUACCUCAUCACCGUGCACCACACAGAAGUCCUGCCCACCGCUCAGAAACUCGCCGACGAGAUCCUGUCCCAGAACUCUGAGAUCAACCAAGUACACGGAGCCCCAGACCCCACAGCAGGAGCCAGCGUGGACGACGAGAACUGCUGGCAUCUUGACGAGGAGCAGGUUCGGGAACAGGUCAAGCUCUUCCUGUCCCAGGGCGGCUACCACGGCUCGGGCAAGCAGCUCAACCUCCUCUUCUCCAAGGUGAGGGAGAUGCUGAAAAUGCGCGACUCAAACGGCGCACGCAUGCUGACGCUGAUCACAGAGCAGUUUAUGGCCGACCCGCGGCUGGCGCUGUGGAGGCAGCAGGGCACCACCAUGACCGAUAAAUACCGCCAGCUCUGGGACGAACUCGGUGCAUUGUGGAUGUGCAUCGUAUUGAAUCCUCACUGCAAGUCCGAGCAGAAGGCCUCGUGGCUCCGGCAGCUCAAGAAGUGGAACGGUGUGGACGUUUGCCCCUGGGAGGAUGGUAACCAUGGCAACGAGCUGCCCAAUCUGACCAACGCUCUGCCUCAAGGUGCCCACGCCAACCAAGAUUCAAGUGCUCGGCCUCACCGGACAGUGUUCACGAGGGCCAUCGAGGCCUGCGACCUCCACUGGCAGGACAGCCACCUGCAGCACAUCAUCAGUGAUGACCUCUACACCAACUACUGCUACCACGAAAGCACUGAGAACUCCCUGUUCGACUCGCGCGGCUGGCCCCUGUGGCACGAACACGUGCCCACGGCCUGCGCCCGGGUAGACGCCCUGAGGUCGCACGGUUACCCGCGAGAGGCUCUGCGGCUGGCCAUCGCCAUCGUCAACACCCUGCGCCGGCAGCAACAGAAGCAGCUGGAGUUUUUCAGGAAGCACAAAAACGAAACGCUCUAUAAAGGGAUGACCUCCAUCACGAAUCUGGAGGGAUGGGUGGGACACCCACUGGACCCCAUCGGCACGCUGUUCAGCACGUUGAUGGAGUCGGCUUGUGGCGUUGAGGAGAGUGCGAUGGACUUCUCAGCAGGCACAACGAGCUCCAGUAAGCACGGAGAAGUGCAUCUGUUCCCCACGGCACGCCGUUUCCUGGAGGAGGGCGAGUCCUACCUGGCACUGGCCGUGGAGACGGCGCUCAUGGGCCUCGGGCAGCAAAGGAUCAUGCCCGAAGGCCUGUACGCCCAGGAGAAAGUGUGCCGCAACGAGGAGCACCUCAUCGCCAAGCUGCAGGAGGUGGAGCUGGACGACAUGCUGGUCAAGAUCUUCCGCAAGCAAGCCGUCCUCCUGCUAGAGAGUGGACCCUACAGUGGUUUGGGGGAAAUCAUCUGCAGAGAGAGUGUUCCAAUGCACACAUUUGCCAAGUAUCUGUUCACUUCCCUCCUACCUCACGAUGCCGAAUUGGCAUACAAAAUUGCACUGAGAGCAAUGCGGUUACCAGUGAUGGAAGCGGUUGCUCCUUCCGGAGACAUGUCCCGGCCUCACAACAUAGUGUCCGUCGUGCCUAACCGCUACGCACGAUGGUUCACAAUCAGCCACAUCGAGUCCCAACAGUGUGAGCUGGCCUCUACCAUGCUCACUGCAGCCAAAGGUGACGCUCGAAGGUUGGAAACAGUAUUAGAAUCCAUCCAGAAGAACAUCCACUCGUCCUCGCACAUCUUUAAACUGGCACAGGAUGCCUUUAAGAUAGCUACGCUCAUGGACAGCCUGCCUGACAUCACUCUACUGAAAGUGUCCCUGGAGCUGGGCCUUCAGGUCAUGCGAAUGACUCUUUCAACUUUGAACUGGCGAAGGCGAGAGAUGGUACGAUGGUUAGUCACUUGUGCCACAGAAGUUGGCGUGUAUGCACUGGACAGUAUCAUGCAGAGCUGGUUUGCGCUGUUUACGCCGACUGAGGCGACAAGCAUCGUGGCGACGGCGGUGCUGUCGAGCAGCACGGCGGCACGUCUGCGUCUGGACGCCCGGCAGCAGGAAAAGCUGGCGAGCAGCGCGCGAACGUUGGCACUUCAGUGUGCAGUCAAGGACCCAGCAAGCUGUGCGUUGUCUGCACUGACGCUGUGUGAGAAGGAGCCGGCGGCGUUCGAGACGGCCUACCAGAUCGCUCUGGACGCAGCUCCGGCGGCCAUGACGCACGCACAGCUCUUCACCAUCGCACGUUACAUGGAGCAUCGGGGCUAUCCGGCACGGGCCUACAAACUGGCGACGCUGGCCAUGACGCAUCUGAGCCUGGCCUAUAACCAGGACACGCAUCCGGCCAUUAACGACGUGCUGUGGGCGUGCGCCUUGAGCCACUCUCUGGGGAAAAGCGAACUGGCUGCAAUCAUCCCGCUAGUCGUGAAGAGCGUCAAGUGCGCUACAGUGCUUUCAGACAUUUUGCGGCGCUGCACGCUAGCCACAGUGCCAACUCCGCCUCUGCACGGGCGCCGAAACGCCACACCCAAGUUGAUGUCGCUGGACAAGGCGCCUUUGCGCCAGUUACUGGACGCCACGAUCGGCGCCUAUAUCAACACGACGCACUCACGACUCACGCACAUCAGCCCACGCCACUAUGGCGAGUUUAUCGAGUUCCUGGGGAAGGCGCGCGACACUUUCCUCAUGGCGCACGACGGCCACGUGCAGUUUGCACAGUUCAUCGACAACCUGAAACAGAUCUACAAGGGCAAGAAGAAACUCAUGAUGCUCGUGCGCGAGAGGUUUGGUUGAUACCAGAAGGGUGUCCCUUUCCUAGUUUUGACUCGAGUCUCCCUCUUUCGAAACGAAAGCAACAAGAAGGAAAAAGCGGAACACAAACAAAUAGAAAGGACAUUAAAAGCCACACCGGUAUUAUAUGUAUAGAUUUUCGUUUUUUAAUUUUAAUUUUUUUUUUAAUUUUAAUUUUUUUUUUAGUUUGCAGAUAAAAAGGAAAAAUUGUCACAUUGUGAAAGUUUUGUGUGUUUCCAUUUAUUUGUAUGGAAGUACGUGAGAGAGAGAGAGAGAUAGAGAAAGAGAGGAAAGAAAAGAAACGUUUCGGUUUACACUGAGUAUAUGUUGUUCAGUGGCGAAAGCCCACAUAGCACUCCAGAUAUCUGUCAACAUUCACAGCCUCAAAGAGAAAGAAAUAUGGCUUUAAACCAAACAAAGCACCUCCAUCCUAAGUGAAAAGUACCUCGUAUGGCUCCAGCUUUACCCCCUUCCCUCCCCUCCCCUCCCCUCCCCUUCCUCAUCCACUUGUACAUCAUCAGUGUACUAAAGUGUUCAAUACGAAGAAAAACAACUUAAAGAACCAGUUUGGAACAUUUUACUACUUUUUCAUUUCCCUCUGUUCUUUAUUAUUAUUAUUAUUAUUAAUUAUUAUUAUUAUUAUUAUUAUUAUUUUGUACCAGGCUCAUUGUGUGGCUUUGCAGUGCUGUUCCUCCAUACGCAUGUCACAUAUAUACACACACACACACACACACACACACAUGCUCACAGAACCUCCUGAAAACCCUGCUGUGCUUGCGCUUGUGGAAACUUAGCGACUGUCGACAUACAUUCUCAGGGAUUUCUUCUCAAGCAAAAAAAAAAAAAAAAGAGAGAGAGAGAGAAAAAUGAACAUGGGGGAAAAAAGAAUGAGAGCAUUUUAUUGUACUGUAUAUAUGAUAGUAUAUGUCUGAAUAUUGAAAAAAAAAUGUAUACAUUAAUUAAUUUAUAAAAGAAUAUUCUAUGUAAUGCAAAAUACUUGAAGCUGCAGUACCUUGGUUUAAAACGAAACAUAUCAGAGGGACUAAAAAGCGCGCCUUGCUUCAGGGGCUGGAAUUGGGCAGUGAGCUUGGAUGCUGGUACCUAUGCAGAGCCACUUAUCCAACUGCAUGAUCCACCUGGUAUGUCGAAACCAUGAAUGGAGUUGGGUUUUGUAUGUACAUACAAACGUUUCUGUAUCCGGUCAACACCAGAACUGUACAGGGCACCAGUGUUUAUAGAGCGGCAAAGCCAGAGCAACAAGCCUUAGCAUUAAUAAAGAAGAAUCGCAGGCCCACGUGCCUCAAAAAUCGCCUAGAAAUGUAGAUCCAGCAGAACCGGACUUUUAGUCAUUUAACAUUGCGAGCGAGCAACCACACCACACCACACCACACCACGUGCAGUUAAACUGCCCUGACCACAUUCAUAGUUUUUCCACAAAACGAAGAAGCUCCAUGUUUAUGCACAAUAACAUGUACAUGCCUAUUCUGCUGACAUCUUGACUUUGUGCAGGACAGAAAGUUGCUGUGUAGGUUUGACUGUUCCGACAUUUGUAAUGCUUUUUUUUUAAUUUAUUCUUUUUUUUUUUUUAAUACUACUACUUCUUCUUCUUCUUCUUCUUUUCCUCUAGAAUUCCUCCAACAAGAACAGCCUUCUUUCUUGCCUUGUCUUAACGCUUUAAAGUAACCAAACUGGAGUUCUAACUACCAAACCUGUUUCAUUAAAAUGAAAGCCAACCGACUUUGGUUCCAACUUUUUAGUGUCUUUAAUUUUAGCUUGAAUGGUUCUGUACCUUGUGCUUUAAAAAGCCGUUUUCCUACAUUUUUUGGUGCAAAAACAUUGUCAAGUGUCUCUUGUUCCCUUCCUUAGAGAUAUGUCUGUAGCUUUUUUUUUUUUUUUUUUUAAAUUGUUUAGAAACAGAAAUAUGUUCAUUUUAUUUAUUAUAAAAAGGUAAACGAUUGUACUUCAUCACCCGUGUCAACAUGCUCAUGAAGUUGAAUUUAAGAUUUGAUACACCGAUAUCGAUUUAUUUAUGUAACUAAAUCACUGUUUUAUAAACUUGUUAAUGAUUCAACUUUUUGUUUGUUUUAAUUAAAAUUAGUUUUUUGAGAGGAAGAAAUGGUCUGACGUCAUCUGUUUCCCACGAGGACAUAAUUCAAAGGAUGGUUUUUAUUGUUGGAAGGAUAGACGGCCUGUCUAAUAUAAACUUUUUUUUUUUUCUUUUAAUUGCAACUGUAUUACAGUGCCCUCCAUAAUUAUUGGCACCCCUUAUAAAGAUGAGUAGAAAAUAAUCCACCUUUUGGUGAAGUCGCUUCAUCUUGCACUGAAAAAAAUGAGAAAAAUCCAACCUUGAAUUGAAAAAUUUAUUUGUAGGAAAAAUAAAUCCCUAAUCAGGCGGCACGGUGGUGUAGUGGUUAGCGCUGUUGCCUCACAGCAAGAAGGUCCGGGUUCGAGCCCCGUGGCCAGCGAGGGCCUUUGUGUGGAGUUUGCAUGUUCUCCCCGUGUCCGCGUGGGUUUCCUCCGGGUGCUCCGGUUUCCCCCACAGUCCAAAGACAUGCAGGUUAGGUUAACUGGUGACUCUAAAUUGACCGUAGGUGUGAAUGUGAGUGUGAAUGGUUGUGUGUCUAUGUGUCAGCCCUGUGAUGACCUGGCGACUUGUCCAGGGUGUACCCUGCCUUUCGCCCGUAGUCAGCUGGGAUAGGAUCCAGCUUGCCUGCGACCCUGUAGAACAGGAUAAAGCGGCUACAGAUAAUGAGAUGAGAAAUCCCUAAUCAAGAAGUUUUUGUCUUCAACAAAAACGCAUGCCACUAUUAUUCACACCCCUGCCUUUCAUACUUUUGUACAAUCUCUCUCUGCCAGUAAAACAGCCCCGAGUCUCCUCCUAAAACAUCUUGUAAGGUUGGAGAUACAGACCAUUCCUCUUGAUACAAUCUCUCCAGAUCAUCCAGGGUCCUCGACCCUCUCCUGUGCGCUCUCCUCUUCAGCUCAGCCCACAGGAUUUCACUGGGGUUCAGGUCAGGGGACUGAGAUGGCCAGGCCAGAAGCGUGAUUCUGUACUCAGCAAACCAUUUUCGUGUUGAUUUGGACAUACGCAGCCAGAUUUUGAUUUAAAAUGUCCUGGUGUUUCACGGAGUCCAUGAUGCCGUGUACCCGAACAAGGUUUCCAGGCCUUCAGAGGAAAAACAGCCCCAAAACAAAUAAACAUCACAGAACCGCCACUAUAUUUUACAGUAAGGAUCGGGUUCUUUUCAUUAUAGCCGUCCUUCUUUUUACACCAAACCCACCUUGAGUGUUUAUCGCGAAAAAGCUCCGUUUUUGUUUCAUCAAACCGCAGAACACAGCUCCAGUCAAAGUUAUAGUCUGUUUUUUGCAAACUUCAGGUGUUUUGUUUGUGGUUAACUGACAGAACAGGAUUUUUCUGGCAAACCUUCUGAAUAAUCUCUUGGCAUAGAGGUGGCGUCUGAUGGUGGUUUUGGAGACUUGGAAACCCCAAGAUAUUUGUAAUUCACCAACCAUGAUCCUUGAAUUUUUUUUUGGCCUCUCUUACCCUCCUCACUGUACAUGGGGAUAAAAUACACACUCACCUGGAAGAGAACCCAAGUUUAACAGUUCUACUUGGUGUCCACUUUAUUAUUCUUAUUGCCCUAUCAGUAGAAACGGACAUUUUCAGGUGAGUAGUUAUUUUUAUCACCAUUCCCUGACUUACGAAGGUCCACACACUUCUCCCUCAUUUGGUUUGUGUGCUCUUUUAUCUUUUCCAUGUUGAUGGAUGACUAAGGGAAUUUGGCCUCUGUGUCACCUCAUAUUUGUUCCCCAGUUAAUCAGGAAGUCCUGGAUUACAGCUUGAAAGUUCCUUCACACCCCAAUCAACUCAAACGUGUACCAUUUAAAUGAGAAACCUGCUUCAGUUACCGGUACAUUGUGUUCACUCUAAUUUAAAGGGGUGCCAAUAAUAGUGGCACAUGUGUUUUUGUUGGAAAAUAAUUAUUUCUUGAU